This is a messenger RNA of Rhipicephalus sanguineus (brown dog tick), 635 nucleotides long. RefSeq lists its product as uncharacterized. The coding region runs from base 16 to 609 and encodes 197 amino acids. Gene Ontology annotation, biological process: symbiont-mediated perturbation of host defenses. Lineage: Eukaryota; Metazoa; Arthropoda; Arachnida; Ixodida; Ixodidae. The record is from RefSeq and is a predicted model, not a curated record. Gene Ontology annotation, molecular function: amine binding. The transcript has 5 exons.
CGUAAACGCGUGACGAUGCAAGUGUUGUGCGUAGCGACAAGCUUGGCUCUAUGCGCACUGUCGUCCGCCAACACUCAAUGUAGAUCUGAUGUGUUGGCAUCCAUCUUUGAUUACGAUCCUGACGCUUGGCAGCUGAUCGAUAUGUCUGAGCAGAGCUUUUACCUCAUGUUUACUUCGCGCGAUAAAUUGCAAAAUUUGAAAUACAGGUGCGUCGUCACAUCAAAAACAGAGAGGAUAAAUAACAAGAAAUGGCAACGGAAACUGUUUUACAGCGCUCUUCGAAACGACACAAACGAGACACUGUCAACCACAGUUGGAAUAAAAAAGAGAAACAAGUGCCACGUCUACGAAGAUGCAAUCACGGUUUGGAAUGACAAAGGAGGCAAGGAAAUUCCAUGGACGAGUGAGAUUGUAUACGCUGAUUACAAGAACUGCGUACUAUUGAAGUCGAAAUAUCUAGGAUACCAAGUGUGGGUUGCAAAGGAAUAUCUGGAAGACUAUAACGAAAUUCCGUAUCUGUGCGUGCUGUUGUACGAAAUACACACUGGAAUUGCUAAAUACUGGAUAUACGACUGGGAAACAUGUGCUAAGAAGACUUCAAAUGAAUAAAAUUAUCUGUGGUUAGAAACACAGAU